CCAAUGGAGAGUCGGUUGCCAAUAUAAAAAUCCAGAUUUUUCUUCUCAUCUAUUAGACCAAUGUCAAAGUCAUCCUUGGACCAAUAAGCAAUGACAAGCAGUACAGCCGCAUCGGCCCAGAUUCUGGCUGAUCUGUUGCUGAAGAAUGUCGAGCAUUCACAACAAGCGACUGUCGUGAAGAGUGUUGCAGACGGGCUCUUCGAACAGCAGCAAAAUAGCGGUGACUUAGCGACGGCUCACCUCACCGCUCAGUUGCUCCGAAAAUGUCCCGAUGACUACUCCCAUAAAGUGCUGUUCUCUUUCUUGCAGACUGCUACGCUUACUGGAACCAAAAAUGAAGGACAUUCGGAAGUGACUUUCCUUCGAAGUAUUUGCGAAUUCUGCAAUUACUAUCCAGAACUUGGUUCUGAGCUUAUUGAGUCUGCUAAAGAAUACAUUGUUGCCUUGCCUAGAUUUGUUGGUCAAGACAUUGAUCAAUAUCGGCUUGCAGACCUCGAUGAUGACGAAGAGCAUGGAUCUGAAUUGGGAAAGAGCCCAGAUGAAGCGACUAUCAGAUACCUUGCAUAUCUGAAAAUAUCGCUAUGGUUGGACGCGGAAAUUGGAAAGAGAAUUGACAGCCCACUUAUAGCGUCUAUCCUUGACCUGCUUCAUAGUCCUCGCAGAUCUCUUGCGUACGCUGCUAAAGACGCAUUGUUUGCCUUUCUUGGCACUGCCCAUGAAGUUCAGCAAGAAUCGCUUCUCGAGGUGAUUUGGGACCAUGUCAAAGGCCUUGCAGACUCAAAAAGAGACUUUCAUCGCGCUAUAGCCUACUCAUUAUGGCUCAAAUGGACUCUGUUGUCUGGCAUGCCAGAUGAACGACUAGAGAUGAUUCAGCAAGCUGUCUACUGGGACCUGCUUCAAGAUGGACUGAGGUCAGAGCAAUCGGAACGCCGAAAGCAAUGUUUAUAUAUCUUAAUGAAGACCAUUCCAUUGAUCACGCGCUCCAUAUCCACUGAAAAGUUUUCAUUCAAGGUCGAACAGAAAAAGAGACUUGAGCAGCAAUGGGCGAAAUACUGCACUUUCUUCGAAGUACUGGUUCUCGAAAGAGCUUCAAAUCAAGUCGAAGAUGCCUUGCCCGAAGUUUACCAACUGAUUGGGCCUGACUCUGGGAUUCACGGCAGCUGGCUUACGGCCAUGUUUGGCGCUGGACUUGCACCAGAGGUGCCAGAAAAUGUCCGAAAGCUUGUCACAUCAUUUCUGCUUGGGCUGACUACUACCAAUCACAUUCGUUUUCUGGUAGCAGACCAGAAAUUUCUUACCGAUCUUAUUUCAUCAUCCACCGUGCUUUUCAGGUCCUUGUCUGCAUUCAUCGAUCAGGCCGUCAAAAUGUUAGAAAAUGGGGAGGCCGUCACAAACUUUCCCAGCAUCCUUCAUGUAUUAACAUGCAUUCCUGCUAAUGCAAACACGAAUGUUGAUCGUCUCCGCGAAAUUGCAUUGUCAGCUACAACGCCUCUAUCCACGCGUAUUCUUUCACAGAAUUUCCAAAAGACGACUUCUCACAAUUUUACGAUGGAAAACAGAGAGGCCUUUGAAAUGGAGAUAGCGUCUCGUUGUUUACAGAUCCAGCAAGACAGAGGGAGUGCGUCACUGUCAAUGCACAAUUGGGAGAACGCAUUUUCUAGGAUAUCGAACUUUACGGGCCAGAAGGCCUCAAAAAAAGACGAGAUACGAAUACGGGACAAAUAUCUAGCUGCAAGCUUUGAACUCCUCCAAUGCGUCAUUCAGCAUCAAGGCUCCGUCAGCUCAGCAGAUGCUAGGAUUGUUAUCUCGAACCUCGCAACCCUCUUGGAAGGUGCCACCCAAUUUAUGCAUGAAGCUGGACUUUUAUCAGCAAUUUCGUGCAUGACCGUUGCCUUUGACAAAUUUGAACAAUUACGGGAUGCCUCCGAGCAUGUCGAAAUGAUUAUAAAAUCUCUAUGGGAGUCCUGCGAGUGGCUGGAGUUUCCUAAGGAUGCAAUGAUGCAAAUCCCCCGAACUGUUUUUCACCCUUUUGUUCUCUCUACAUAUGGGGAUGGGUUAAAUCCUCUCCUUCACAAGGUCAUGAAUGAUUUGGCAGAACUUGCCGUAGGAAAGUCUUAUAUCUUUCCGGCUUUAGCAAGCGCUCUUCGAAAAGCCUUUAUACUUCUCCCGGAACGUCUUUGCUCGAGGGUUCCCUUGCAAGCAUAUAUUGAGGAUAUUAUCAACAACCUUCCUCUGGUACAUCUCGACAUAAUAUUAGGGUCUACUCUUGUGCCACGCUUGCAAAAGUCUAUUCCGAGUUUAACAUACGAAGCCUAUUACGGAGGUGCCCAAUCAUUUGGGCUUGCGUGCAUUUUCGAUAUCUUGAACCGGCUGCACAGCUAUGACUUGGACUUUGCAAAGGAUGUAUUCAACAAUCUUUCGCAGCCAUGGAUCAAACAAAAAGGUUCGGGUCCUGUGGUUAGCAAAUGGAAGAAGACAACCCAGCUACAAGCCAUGCUUAUUUUGGCUCACCAAGGGGUCCUAGAAGGGACGAAAAGUGCCCGGAGGGCGAACAUCUCAAAUUUGAUGAAGGUCCUGUCGGUGGAGCCUUUGCCACGAUAUCGCUAUCUCCUGGAAUGGAUCAUUGCUCGCCAAUUACUAGAGCAUGCCGAAGACCGCCAAAUCCUACUUGACACUCUCGGCGCCAGAGACCAUUCUAACCCGAAAUUUCUUACCUCUGUGCUCAAAAUUACCGUGAUGACUGCACAAUUCCCUGAUGCCACAGAGAAGUUUACUCACGAGUUAAUAUCUCUUGUUGUGCCCUUGGCUGUCAGUACAAAGGCAGUACUGCGACACGAGGCGCAGUGGGCGUUCCUGAGUAUCUGGACCUGCGCUGCAAACAAUGGAUGGGAAUCCAUCACCAAGAGCGAGGCCCUCAUUCCCCUCGAGGCCUUCAUCCGCAACGUCAAAAAGGAUUUUGAAGACCUUCAAAUCCGGCGCCUGGAAGCUCUAGAUCCAACCCGCGAUCACAAUUUGACGCAUUUGUUCGAAGGAGAAUACCUUUCCUUGCCUCCACCAGAGGGUAUCACGCUUACACGGGAUGAUUUCCUCGACGUCUUUUCCCAUGACCCUGAACUGCCGGCCGAUAUUCUACACAAACGCUCCGGAGCAAUGCCACUCGGGCAGCGGCCAUUUUCUGAUACGAAGCAGCCCGAGAACAUCCCACGCGAAACACUCACCACCACCACACCAAAAACACAAACUACGGGCCAAGCUCCACUACAGACAAAGAGCGGAACCUGGCGCGCAGCGGCAGAGAGUUCACAUGGAAUCGACGAAACCGACAGCGAGAAAAACAGCAUGGGACGACCGCACGAACUCAUCCUCAUCGCGUCUCUGAUUGACAACCCAUUCAAUGCGGGCGGCUUAUCCCGUGUGGCCGAAAUCUUUGGCGCCAAAUCACUCCAAGUCAGAGACAGAGGGAUCAUGAAAAACACCCAAUUCACGUCUGUGGCUGUCUCUUCGCACUGCUGGCUGCCCAUUGAAGAGCUGCCGCCCGCAUCUAUCCCCGCGUUUCUCACUCAGCGCAAGCUGGAGGGGUACACGGUCGUGGGUAUCGAGCAGACUGAUCGCAGUAAAGUCCUUGGCCAAGGAGACUGGAAACUUCCUAGCAAGACUGUACUUCUUCUUGGAAGCGAGCGUGAGGGUAUCCCAGCCGCACUGCUAGCUGAAAUGGAUCUCUGUGUGGAGAUUCAGCAGAUUGGCCAGACGAGGAGCAUGAAUGUCCAGACUGCCGCGGCUGUGGUUCUGUAUGAGUACACAAGACAUCAUGGCUGAAUAUUCGAUGACGAAAUUGUGCUAUGCAGGGGAAAAGAUAGUGCAUUAAAAAAGCCUCGGGCUGGACGUGCUCUGUCAUAAAAGCUAAUUUGUUCUUUACAAGGUCGGU
Xylona heveae TC161 is the source of this 3925-nucleotide messenger RNA. RefSeq lists its product as hypothetical. Gene Ontology annotation, biological process: tRNA methylation. Gene Ontology annotation, molecular function: tRNA (guanine) methyltransferase activity; RNA binding. The coding region runs from base 91 to 3816 and encodes 1241 amino acids. The record is from RefSeq and is a predicted model, not a curated record. Lineage: Eukaryota; Fungi; Ascomycota; Xylonomycetes; Xylonales; Xylonaceae. The transcript has 8 exons.